Cadophora gregata is the source of this 636-nucleotide messenger RNA. RefSeq lists its product as uncharacterized. Lineage: Eukaryota; Fungi; Ascomycota; Leotiomycetes; Helotiales; Ploettnerulaceae. The transcript has 2 exons. The record is from RefSeq and is a predicted model, not a curated record. The coding region runs from base 1 to 636 and encodes 211 amino acids.
AUGGUGGGCGCAAAGAUAGGAGGGCGUCCCAAAAAUGCCUGGACAUCUUCAAGGAAGAGAAAAUUGGUGCGGCUGUACAGUCUGACGACGCUUGACAAGGACGAGAUUCGGCAGGUCCUAAAAGAUCAUGAUUUCGAUCCAUGUUCGAGCGACAUUCAGAAAAAGCUUAGAGAACUCUUCCCUCGGGACUACAGCAAAGAGUACCGAAGAUAUCGCCCGUCUGGUGAUUCCCAGAUGGCCAGUCGCUUGAGUGCCAUCAAACCUGUUUCCAGGGGGAGUUCUACUGGGAAAAACAACGCCAUUUCUCUGCAACGCUCUAUCGUUCGGGUUUCAGACUUUAAAGGACCUGAGACCGCAUUUCGCAAUAAUUCCUUGUCUCAGCCGGACACAUUGCCAAUCGUCUCUACAGGUCAUCUUGAUAUUCGAGGCGCUGAAAAGGUUAAUCCGCAACUUCUGCUGCUUGAUGGAUCCAGCAUCUCGCAACUGCAAAACAGCGCCGGAGAAACCUCACCACCGAAGGCUGUACCCGGAGCCUCUGCAAAAUAUUCCCAGCCAAACUCCGCAGUGGAAAUGCAGAAGGAACAGAACGGAAUCAUUUCACGAACAUUCUGCCAUAACGGUGUUCGGAGUCUUUAA